GCUUCUUUAAAUUACCCAUAUGAUAUCAUCAGUAAGAAUAGGGGUGAAUAUCAACAAAAUUAAUAAAGUCUGGUCUGCUAAUGUGGUGCAACGCAUAUUAAUGCUAACGGAUCAUCAAAAGUGACAACGAUCAACCAGGAAAUGAGCACUAGACCAAGCCCAGCGCCGCUCAAACGAUCUUUUGACGGAUUCUUUAAUGCUUGGCUAACGUUGCGGAGUCAGGGUCACGAGAAACCGCUCCGCAAUGCACUGUAUAAUGUGAUGAUGGUGGCUAUUGUUGCGGUGGUCAUCGGUGUCACAUUGGUGUUGGCCCCUUUCUUUAAACCGCUUCUAUGGGCUUUCCUAUUUGGCGCUGUUCUGUUUCCUGCCAAGAAGCGUUUAGCUGAAGGAUUGAACCACUGGAUCGAACAAAUUGAAAAAGAUGAACGGUAUUUAGUUUUGGGAAUUUUGGGGGCUCCAGUACAGGGUGUAAAUUCCUUUGGAGAAUUUUUGACUGAGUGGUUGAUAGGACAUUUCAGGAUUAUUGGAAUUGGUUGUGGUGUUCUCGUAUCACUACGGUUGAUUCUUUGGUUUGCGCCCACCGAGAUUUUUUUCUUACUUUGGAAUUUCCUUGUAUGGAAUCAUUCACUGUUUAAGGAUAUACUGAGUUCCUUAACAUUACAAAUGUUAUUGUUUAUUAUCAUUUUGUACAUUGUCAGUGUAUGCAUGCUAUGGAAAGUAGAGUUUUCAACACCAUUCCUAAUUAUUGGCCAAAUGUUAUGGGUUCUGAUAAUUGGAUAUGGGUGCAGCUUCUUAGGCGCGUUACAAGUACCUGUAUUCUUGGGCUUACUUACGUAUGGUGCAAUCGGCCUUAUUUAUAAUCUGCAGCAGGAUGAGAAAAAUGUCCGUUUUAUCGACAAAUGGCACAGUCUGUUGGAUGCCACAAGUUACCGUUUGGAUGAAAGUAAAAUAGAAUCUGCUCCCGCGCCAACACUAGAUGACUCAAUACGGGUGGAAGAAAUUAAAUCAAAACUGCAGCUGAAUGUUACCACUCCACGGUUAUCAAGUACAUUGAAUGAUUCGCAUAAAAGUGUCAAAAACCAAGAAUCAUUGGAGUCAGAUAUGUAUUUUAGAAUACUAUUUUACAGUUGUAUCGCAACACUAAUUUGGAUGCACACAUGGAUUCUUUUUCUUGGUAUCAUACCGAUGACUUUGCACUUGGUCAAACGUUUAUCGGAAGUUCUUGGAAUUGUACAAUGGAUUACUCAAAGUCUAGAACAGAAUUGGCAAAAGCUAAGAAUGUGGCUAUUUCCGCGGCACGCGGCACUUUUGCCUCUUUGUCUACCAGGGAUACUCAAAAUGAACUGCAACAUCCACUGGUAUAUUUGCGCCAAAUUACGUUCUUAUAUAGAUGAUAUCAGUUCAAUCGUCAUGAUUGGAUUCCUAAGCAUAUUGGUUAUGCUAAUCAGUAUAUUCGCAUUUACCCAAAUAUAUUCAGAAACUAUCGCAGUAGCACAACUAGGCAGCAAUCUAGUGAAUCGAACUUUGGCACAUCAACCAGAAUUGAUAGAAAUGUUACCUAUUGAUAUGCAAUCAAUGGAUAACAUUAUUGAUAAUGCGUAUAAAUAUGGCCGAUCACAUAUUGAACAAUAUGUUGACGAUAUUUUUAAUGACACGGAUCCGACUCAAGCCAAAAAACUUAAAUGUCAAAUCUUAAGUGUCUGGGACAGAAUUAUUCAGAGCUGGAUGGAUAGGAACAACGGUGAUGGUUUGGUUGGCCCACGAGUUAAUAGUCAAUCGAUUAAAGUUACAAUCGAUGAAAUUUUUAUCAAUCCUAUUACGAAAGCUGGAAUUAUAGGAUUCGUGAAAAGCAACUUUGGAAUGCUGGUGGAAGUUUCGGACUCACUUUGGAUGCUUUUGAGAACUAAUCUAACUUUGUUAGCAUCUGCAGUCGGAACAUUAGUAUCUGUGAUUCUGGGUGGUGGCCAUGCCGUAUUAAAGUUUCUUUUUCAUACUAUAAUUUUCUUCACAACUUUAUUUUAUCUACUGCAAAGCAGCCAAGAUCGUUAUGCUCCAACGGCUAUAACAAUAAACAAUUCAUGGGGUCCUCGUAUUAUCCAAGCGCUAGAAGAUUCUAUUUCUAGUGUAGUUGUGGCUACUCUUAAACUGGCUUUAUUUCAUGGAUUGUUUACAUGGCUUACCCACACGAUCUUCGGUGCUCAUAUAGUCUAUUUACCGGCGGUAUUGGCUUCGAUCCUAGCAGCUGCCCCAUUUCUGGAGACUUAUUGGUGUAGCGUUCCAGCUUUCCUUGAUCUUUGGUUAUCACAAGAUCGGUUUUGGCUUGGAAUUAUUCUCGUGCUUAUACAUUUUAUUGUUCCGUCCAAUUUUAAUCCAAUUAUACAUUCGGAAAUUAAAGGAGGUGGUCAUCCAUAUUUAACUGGACUAUCAAUUGCUGGCGGAAUGUACCUAUUUGGUUUGGAGGGUGCAUUGCUUGGACCGCUUUUGCUUUGUCUACUAGUUGUACUUUUUGAGGUAACCGUGAGUGCCAUAAGAGAUUCUCCAAUGACACCGCAGACUAGAAAGUCUAGUUUAGACACCAAUAAUGAGCUUUAUUCUCCUGCAACUACCCUCAACUGUCGUUUCGACGCUUUUCCGGCGAUGAUGGGAGCGCCCCUGACUGGAGCAGCAAAUGUGAACUAAGCGGUGGUGAUGACAGUGUUGAACACGAUACCAACA
Molecule: messenger RNA, 2715 nt
Organism: Sabethes cyaneus
Lineage: Eukaryota; Metazoa; Arthropoda; Insecta; Diptera; Culicidae
Product: transmembrane protein 245
Exons: 9
Coding region: 142-2679 (845 amino acids)
Source: RefSeq, a predicted model, not a curated record